Xyrichtys novacula (pearly razorfish) is the source of this 16402-nucleotide messenger RNA. The record is from the annotation of a GenBank genome assembly. NCBI's taxonomy places the organism in Eukaryota, Metazoa, Chordata, Actinopteri, Labriformes, Labridae.
GAUCACCCGGCUUGAUUGCGAGGCAUGCAAUCUCUAUCACAGACCAGCUAGCACAGCAACCUAACAGAUCCACUGUGAUCAGAAGUUUGUUAUCAGCACUACAUUAUAGUCAUAUUUUAUUUCAUGUUAGUUGUAAUAGUAUAACUGAACCAUCGUCUAUAGAAAUAUAGAUCUACUGCGCCGGAGUGACCAGGUAAAACCUUUCGCGGUACUUUCAACAUGAUGCUAGGAUCAUGCUACUAGUUGCUGUUGCUGCCGGGGAUUGAUAUGCGACCGCUCUGUGUUAAUGCGCUCUGUUUGCACCGCAUUUGAGGCUUUGUUUUCAAACACAUCUUUGAUAAUGUAGCUUGGCGUGAGGUAGGUUUUCGUGAAACAUGUUCUGGACGAAGUCUGUGUGGAAAUCUGGUACGCGUUGAGUUACGCAGGAAUGCUAAGCUAGCUUGCUAUCCGAUUGAGGCAGACGUGAGCGCCUGUCUGGGCCCUGAUGUAGGAAACAGGACUGCUUAUAUCGCGACUGAUUGUUGGUGUAUCUGCUCGCCCAUGCAGUGCUAACACACUAUCCGUAUGAGUGUUUUUAAGUACGUAUGUUUUCCCAGAAUGAAAAUGAUCGUAGUCGUUGAUGACAGUGUUUCGUACGAUUGCAGGGUGAUUUUUAGACCGGUGAAGAACUCUGUGAUUCUUCUCAGGGGUAAAUAAUUAACAAACAUUUGGUGGAUUGUUGUGCUUAUCACCGGGAGAUAUCACAGUCCUGUUGACGUUACCUCGCGUUACUUCUGCGUGAUUUGAUUGGUUUAAACGGGGGUACAAGAUGGAGCGUUGAUUUAUUUCAACUACAUUGUGUCGUGUGUUUUGCAGGAUGGAGUGGCAGCCGGAUGAACAGGGUCUGCAGCAAGUGCUUCAGCUGCUCAAAGACUCCCAGUCCCCAGACACAGCCACCCAGAGAGCUGUACAAGAAGUAUCCUUUCUCUCGUGUGUUUUAUGUGAGAGAGAGUGAGUUAAAAUGAGGGGAAAAGUGUGAGAUAUGCAUUGAAUGUCAGAGAAAUCUGUUAGGGUCUAUGCAGAGGUCCUCUCAGGUGAAUUGCUGUGAUUGGCUGUGAUUGUAAAGCGAUUCACACCAAUGUCUUACAUGGGAACCUGGUAUUUAAGGAAAUUUGACCCAUGUGAAAUAUGUGAUCCACGUUGGAACUUCUUAACAGAAUCUUCAGAAACUGGAGCAACUGAACCAGUUCCCAGACUUUAACAACUAUCUCAUCUUUGUCCUCACAAGCCUCAAAUCAGAAGGUAUGUAUGAAUGCCACAAAGGGGAUAUUAACAGUGAAACUUUGCUGUUUUGAAACAUACUUACCCUGUCUCUCUGCUGUCUCCUUUCUCAAGAUGAGCCCACUCGCUCUCUGAGCGGUCUUAUACUGAAGAACAACGUUAAGGCUCACUAUCAGAACUUCCCUCCAAACGUAGCUGACUUCAUCAAACGAGAAUGCCUCAACAACAUUGGAGAUCCGUCACCGCUUAUCAGAGCUACUAUUGGUGGGUGUUUGAGUGAGAAACAGACAAUGUCAAAAGAGAAAGCUAGUGUUGGCUGCUUUUCCUAGUGUGAGUCAGACUACCACGUAGGUGGUGAAAUUUCUGCAGGUAAUGUUUUUGUGUGGGAGAGAGUGUUGUAUUUUCAAGAUGUUUUGAAUGACUAAGGGCUACAGCAACUUAUGAGUUACAACUGAACUUUUAAGGCUUGAUUAAUCAUUGUUGCCCUUUUUUAUUAUGCAUCAUAAAGGUAUCCUGAUCACGACCAUAGCCUCUAAAGGAGAGCUGCAAACAUGGCCUGAACUGCUGCCUCAGCUCUGUAAUCUGUUAAACUCAGAGGACUACAACACCUGUGAGGUAAGAUUCUCCUUUUUUACAUUUUCUUUUUCAGUAAAUCAUUUUAUUAUUAAUUAGUCAAGUUUGAUUGAAUGGAAUCUCGUCUUUCAGGGUUCUUUCGGAGCCUUGCAGAAGAUCUGUGAGGAUUCAUCAGAGUUGUUGGACAGUGAUGCUCUGAACAGACCUCUCAACAUCAUGAUUCCCAAAUUUCUGCAGUUUUUCAAGCACUGCAGCCCUAAGAUCAGGUCUGUGAAGCAUCCAAUUUUGUCUUUUGAUUACCAGAACUUUGUCACUCUUUCUCAAACUCUGUAUUUGUACUUUUCAUGAGAAGAUCAUGACUCCACUUUCUUUCCUCUCUCAGGUCCCAUGCCAUAGCGUGUGUGAACCAGUUCAUCAUCGGUCGAGCUCAGGCUUUAAUGGAUAACAUUGACACAUUUAUUGAGGUGAGCACUAUCAGACAACUUGGGUUUAUUUCCUUCUCUUUUUCACAUUAUCUCUGACCCAGUUUUAUGGAGACUCACCUUUAUCCUCACUUAGAGACAGACUGUUGGCACAAUGCGUCGGUUUGAUUUAUUACGAUAGGUUUGUUCUUUUAAACUUUGGCAGGGACUAAAGAUCAGUGUUAUUAAUCUUUUAUUUGCCUAUCAUAAUCAUUUUGUCAGGGUUUAAAUUGUUAAACAGGAAAUUUCUUGUCACAGUUCCCCAUAAACUGAAUUAACAAUUUAGCCAACUUUGAAAAACCAAAACACAUUUCAUAUAUACUGGCAUAAAUUUAAAAGAUAAAAGCCAGAGCUGAGAUUCAAGGAGAAGAUUGAAGAACAAAUAUUAAAAUUUCUGCCAUGAUUGAUCAUUAUGAUAGCUGCGAUAAGAUUUAUCAAUUUUCAACUUUAAACUUGAUCAUUGUAACUUAGUGAUAAUCAUGGAUAAUGAUAAUGAGCUCCAUUAUUAUAUUAUGCCUAAUGUUAUCCAGUUUAUUGAUAUAGCCGCAGUAUGAAUAACAUUUUGCAUCUGCCAGGUGAGACAAGGAAGUACACUGUGCUAUUAGUUGCCAAAUAAGGAUGAAAUGUUGUUUCAUGUCAAUAGUGAUAUAGAAAAGAGGGAGUCUUGUUUUUUUUAAAAAAAAGUUGUAGUCAUUUAUUUUGACAACUUCACUGCAAAAUGUCUGUGAUCAAGUUUGUGAUGACCAAACUGUACUGAAAGCUGUUAUUUGUCAUUUUCCCCCUCCCAAUAAUUUUUAAUUAAUCAUACGGGGAAAUAACGGUCACUGCUUUCAAUGUGUUCAUAUCAGACUAUCAUGAAGGUUUGAUCUUACUUUAAGUUGACCUGCCUGUAAACUUUCCUCUCUUCCCCCCAUGUCUAAAUGUCACUGAUUGUUCCUGCUAUUCUCCUCAUCUUGUGUCUGUCUCACACAGAGUCUGUUUGCACUGGCUGGGGAUGAGGACUGUGAAGUGAGGAAGAAUGUCUGCAGGGCUUUGGUGAUGCUGCUGGAGGUCCGCAUCGAUCGCCUCAUCCCCCACAUGCACAGCAUCAUCCAGGUGAGACACACAUGCACAGACAUUCACACUGUUCUAACAAAAAAAAUGUUUGGUUUUUUUCCGUCUCAUCUUCUAUUAAAUGUUGCUCGUUUCCCCACCAACCAGUACAUGCUCCAGCGCACUCAGGACCCAGAUGAGAAUGUGGCUCUAGAGGCUUGUGAGUUCUGGCUGACCUUAGCUGAACAGCCCAUCUGCAAAGAGGCUCUGUCCGGUCACCUGGUCCAGUAAGUGCUUGCACGUCCACAGCUUGUUUGUUGGGGCUAAGCUGAUGACAAAGAAGGGAAAUUGUGUGAAUUUUCUCUAAGUAAUGUGUUUGGUUAUCCCCUUUUUUUCCAGACUGAUUCCUAUCCUGGUAAAUGGGAUGAAAUACUCAGAGAUUGACAUUAUUCUUCUAAAGGUGAGGCCCCUGCUCUUCCUUUUCUUAUCAUUUUCUGACCACUUGUGUUGCUCUGGCAAUGACCUUUCCUUUCUGCUGCCAUCCAGGGUGACGUUGAAGAAGAUGAGGCAAUUCCAGACAGCGAGCAAGACAUCAAGCCCCGCUUCCACAAGUCCCGCACUGUCACUCUGCAGCACGAAGGAGGAGAGGGAGAGGAGGGGGAGGACAUAGAUGAGGACGAGGACGAUGAUGACGAUACUCUCUCUGACUGGAAUCUACGUAGGUUACAAAAAUGCAGCUUAAGUGACUUUCUUUGGUGGCUUUGUGGCAGUUCAUGCACCUAGAGUCUAAUCUUGGACUUAAAACUAGUAGUUAUAGUAAUGAUUUAAACUUGUGAAGUUAUCUCGCGUGCUGAUGUCCACCCCCCACCCGCUUCCUCUCCAGGGAAGUGCUCUGCAGCCGCUCUGGAUGUUCUGGCCAAUGUGUUUCGUGAGGAGUUGCUCCCCCAUCUCCUGCCCUUGCUCAAAGGCCUGCUGUUCCACCCUGACUGGGUCAUCAAGGAGUCUGGCAUCCUGGUGCUGGGGGCAAUUGCUGAAGGUGAGGCUUACUACAAACAUCCUUAAAAUAUACAGUAUCCUGAACCAACUCCAGAUUUCCCUCAUGCUGCCGGUUCAGGAAUAACAACCGACAAUUUAGCGAAGGAAUAGAAUUUUUAUCAUUUCCACAACAUUUUAUAACACACUAUAUGGAUCAGGAAUAUGAAUCUUAAAGAUUUAACCUGAAUUCCGGAUUUUUAUAUUUGUAUUAUAUUGAAAAUAAUGGAGCUGCUCAUAGAAAUAAAAAAUUCUCAGGACAUCUACAGGCCAAAAUGUGAUGAUACUCGUUGUUUACAUGAAUUCAAGCUUUGGCACAAGAUUGACAGUGGUUAGCCAUGUUAAUUGUUUGUGAUUAUAAGAAGGCUGUGCUUGUGCUUUAAAGUACAAUAGUCCAGCUAACCGUACAGCCAAAGACGCUGGGCUAAUUAAGCAUGAUCCGGAUACGAUUAGCACUCAGUUUCUCCAUGUCUUCUUAACAAAAGCUGUAACCAGCUUAGAUGUAGAUAGACAGACGUGAUCACUUUUAGCUCGAAGGAGUACCAAUUACAUCCCUCACAGAUACUUUGGGCAGAGACAGGCAGGGUGUUUUCCACUUGAUUCUGACAUUAAUGAUAAGCUAAGCUCCUCAGCUGUCGGGGGGAGUUUGAUAUUUCACAUCCAGAAAUGUCAGUGGUGUUCAUUUUUCUCUCUGGCCCGGCAAAAAAAAAGCUCAUUCACAUUGUGUCGGGUGGGCAGUUGUCUACUGCAUUCACACGUCACAAUGUCCUUGGCAAGACACUGAAUUUCAAACUGCUUCUUAGUGGCAUGGGCAGUUGUGUGUGAAUAUGUGAUAAUAAUGGCAUUAGUGAAUACUAAUGGGAACCCUAAAUGGACUCCUGUUCCAUCUCUGUGUAUGAAUAUGGUUUGAAUGAGUGUAUUUUAGUUGUAAAUGGAAAAUAUACAUCUUUUCUUGUUCCUCCAGGCUGUAUGCAAGGCAUGGUCCCUUACCUGCCUGAGCUCAUCCCUCACCUCAUUCAGUGUUUGUGCGACAAAAAAGCCCUUGUCCGUUCCAUUGCCUGCUGGACCCUCAGCCGCUAUGCCCACUGGGUGGUCAGCCAGCCUCCUGACGCUCACCUAAAACCCCUGAUGACCGAGCUGCUUAAACGCAUCCUGGAUGGCAAUAAGAGGGUACAGGAAGCAGCAUGCAGGUAUAGCUCUUAGUUUUACCGGCUGUUUUCUUCCCCCUCCCUCACUAUCUGCCCGUCUCUCUAACUCUUCUGGUCUGGUCUUGCUUGCAGCGCGUUUGCCACCCUGGAAGAGGAGGCGUGUACAGAGCUGGUGCCGUACCUGAGCUUCAUCCUGGACACGCUGGUUUUUGCUUUUGGAAAGUACCAGCAUAAGAACCUGCUCAUCCUUUAUGAUGCAAUAGGAACAUUGGCAGACUCUGUGGGACAUCACCUCAACCAGCCUGUGAGCGCAUAAUGCAUUUACGAAAUGUCUUUAAUUUUAAUUUUAUAGUGUUUGAACAAGUGAGUCAAAGGGCAAUGUUACAUAUUUUAUAGGAGUACAUCCAGAAGCUGAUGCCUCCACUAAUAGCGAAGUGGAAUGAGCUGAAAGAUGAAGACAAAGAUCUCUUCCCUCUGCUUGAGUGUCUGUCGUCUGUUGCCACGGCGCUGCAGAGCGGCUUUCUCCCAUACUGUGAGCCCGUCUACCAGCGCUGCGUCACCCUGGUCCAGAAGACACUCGCCCAGGCCAUGGUUGAGAGAUACACACCCACAUUUCAGCUGUUUUAAACGCUUUAAAUAAAUGACUCUCCACAGCAACAUCUCCUGUUUGUUUCUCAGAUGUACAGUCAGCAGCCAGACCAGUACGAAGCCCCUGACAAGGACUUCAUGAUCGUCGCGUUGGAUCUUCUGAGUGGCUUAGCCGAGGGACUGGGGGGCCACGUUGACACUCUGGUCGCUCGCAGUAACAUCAUGACGCUGCUUUUCCAGUGCAUGCAGGUGAGGGGAGCUGAACUGAAUACUGAUCCCUCUGUAUGAUCCCUAAAAACAUCCAAGACCAUCAGUGAGAUAAGUGAUUACUAUUCUGAGUGUCUGCAACAGCCUCCAGAUCAAACAACUUCAAUACAGGGCACAAAAUAGAGAAAUAACAAUCUGAAAUAAAAUGUCUUCAUCUGUUUUCAUUUUUCCUUUUUGGUGUACUUAAGUCCCCUAACAAACAAACUAACAAACCAUUAAUGCCAUUACUUCUAAUUUUAUGGGAUGUAUCAAGAGAAUGUGGGUUAGAAACCAAAAGUAACAAGAUAAAACCAUGAGGCAUAGAUUAGAGCCCGGCUGUCGGCCUCCAAAGGUUAAAAGCUUCUUGAUGGUCGUCAACAUUCACUCAGCAGAGGCUUCUGUCCAAAGCAACAUAGAAGAGAUGCAUUAAAACUCAAAAGGAGAAUAUCAGGUAACAGCUGCAGAGUCUUGCGUCCUGAGACGUGGGGAACGAAGUCCACAUGUGCCACGGCAAAGUUUUGUGAUCAAAAAACAUUUGAAUCUUUCCUAGUGUUCCUGUAACUGCCUGUAAACUGCAUCUGCCUCUGGCUGGGUAUUAGCUCAGUCGCUGCUCUUUUGAUGCUCCUUUAUGAACCACUCAAUGCAUUUAUUUUUUGAGGAUCCAAACAGGAGUUGUUUGUUCAUAAAUGUUUGUGCUUUGCCGGCAGAAGUUAAUGUCCAAAGCUGAUACAGACACAGAAACAGAAUUUUUACUUAUGGUCUUUGUGUUUUUGUUUAUCUUUUCUGAUAUCAAUAAUUUUGUCGGCACAGCCAUUCUGCUCUUUCUCCUCUAGUCAUUUCUAAACAUUUCUAUCCACUUAAAGGUGAAUUUAAUGUUUCAGACAUGUCUGGCCACUCUGGUAGUAAUCGGACCUGCCAUUUAAAAAUGGCAAAGCAAUGAAAAGAGUCAUCAGUCCGGCUGUAUAAUGGCUGCAAAAAUCCAACCAUUCUUUCUAGAUCUUACAGGGUGGAGAAAUGGAUAAAUUUGAGAAAGGUCCAAAAGAGAAAACUUAAAUCAUUGUCUCUCGUUUGGGCACUGCUAUAUUCUUCAUCUUCUCUUUUGAUGGUGUGAUUUUAUAUUUUUCUUUCUCUGUGCUUUAAAUCCCAGGACACCAUGCCGGAAGUCAGACAGAGUUCAUUCGCUCUUCUGGGAGACUUGACCAAGGCCUGCUUCCCUCAUGUCAAGCCCUGCAUUUGUAAUUAUCUACCUCUUUCACUCACAAAGUACAUACAAACUGGUCCCAUCAUCCCUUUUGUGUUUUGUGUCUGAUUUGAACUUCACGUGUGCUUCCUGCAGCUGAAUUCAUGCCAAUUCUCGGGACAAAUCUCAACCCAGAGUUCAUCUCUGUCUGCAACAAUGCCACCUGGGCCAUAGGAGAGAUAUGCAUGCAGAUGGGUGAGUUGCAAUAACUUUUGAAUUGACUACAUGAUGUCUGACAAACUUUACAACUGAAGAAAAUCAUGUGGUUAGAGAAAGGUAUCAGCAGCUGCAUGAUGUAAGACAGUUCAUGUAGGAGCUAGUAUGUUAACAAUGACAGAUCUAAUGGCUGGGGUCAACCUCUGCCUUCUCUCUUUUCUAUGGCAUACAGUAUAUGGCUGUAAUAGCCUGACCUAUUAGUACAAUCCACUGCAAAACAGGAGUUAAAGUAUACAGAUUAUUUCUUUGAGACAUGAGAACUCAUUUAACACUGACAUCCAACAAGUAGAGGGUCCAUUUUGCUCCAUUUUGUCAAGGUGUGGGCAGGCAGACAUGGUGACAUCACAUGCAGUGGUCGAGGUGAAAUGCUGAAGACAUUUCUGCUUUUUUAAAGCCUCAUUUCUGGACCACAUGGUGGAAAUAAACCACAAUACGAGAUGCAGAUGUGUGUGUUUUUUUCUUAUACUGAAUUUAUUUUCUAUCAGGAGUGGAGAUGCAGCCAUAUAUAGCAAUGGUUCUGAACCAGCUGGUUGAAAUCAUUAAUCGACCCAACACCCCCAAGACCCUGCUGGAGAACACUGGUAUGUGAACACACAGGUUUCAUGAUUGUAGUUUUCUGUGUUUUCUAUUAAAUACACCACUACUCUGUAUGGUUUUGUAACGGUGGUCUGGACUCCUCCUUUCUCCAGCUAUCACUAUCGGCCGCUUGGGCUAUGUGUGUCCUCAGGAGGUGGCUCCUAUGCUGCCGCAGUUUAUCCGACCUUGGUAAGACAUUGUUUAAUAUGCAUAUAUAGCCACUCUACUUAUAUUCUCUUCAUUCUGCACAUACUCCAGUCAGCUUAUUCAUACUUGCAUGACACAUGCAGAAUUUUUGAGUUGUUAGGCAAUACCAAGCAGCCUCUUCCUGUGUUGAAAAAUGUAGCCCAUGUGGAAAUGCAAGAUGUUUUUCUGUGUCCGCUUUAAGUUUGGCUACAAAAGCCAAGGAAGCCUGCUUGGAGUUUGAAUUGAAAUGUCCGUGUUUACAGAAGAGAGUUGAGCUCAUUCCCAGCCCUCUCCAAAAUCACAAAAAUAGUUUGGGACUCUGUAUGUGUUUUCUUUAUUUGUUAAAAAUGUGCGAGGGUAUAUGCGUAUGUUUACAUCUUUUAAUAACUGAUCUGUUUUGGUUACGCUAAGCCAUAGUGAGGGUGUGGUUUAUUUGACUGACAAGUGUGUGCUUUGUAGCUGUCUCCUCUCUGCUGGUUUCUAGAUUAGCUGAAAGUUGCUGUCAGCAUUUGUAUUAUUGGGCUCCAUGACAUCCGUACAGAAACAAAUGAGUGAUGCUCCCUUUGACAACAUUCAUGUUUCUGGGCAGUGCUUUUCUGUCACCUUGUUGCUAACUUAACACAGUCGCUGCAUUUCAGGGGUUGUGCAGUGUUGACAUUCUUUGAGAAAUGCUUGAAAUAACUUGGGUCCAUGAGGCCAGUGUUUUUUCCUAACUUAAAAAAUGUCCUGCCACGUUGUGAAAUAAAGGCAGGUAGUUUUUUUCCUUUAGUUCAAUGCUUUUUUUAAUGACAUGUAUUAUCUCUCAUUUUUCUUUAACAAUGAUGUGGUCUUCUUUUGUUUCCUUUUUCUCAGGCCAGUUAAAAAUGAAUUGCGUAAUUCAGCAUUAGAUUUUACUUUCGCUAACUGGUUAUUAUUCACACAACAUAGGUGUACAUCUCUGAGAAACAUCAGAGACAAUGAGGAGAAAGACUCUGCUUUCCGUGGGAUUUGCAUGAUGAUUGGCGUGAACCCUGGAGGUGUGGUGCAGGUAAGAUGCUGUUUACUGCAGAUGAUAAGUUUUAACCUUCAUAAGCUUUGAAGUCACCUUUGAAUUUGGGCUUCGUGUUGUUUUUCCUCAGGACUUCAUCUUCUUCUGUGAUGCUGUGGCCUCCUGGGUGAAUCCUAAAGAAGAUUUGAGAGACAUGUUUUACAAGGUAAAUGGUUAGCUGGGUGACACUGGUUUCUCAGGGUGAAGAACAUGAUCAAGUUGUUUUUCAAGUUUCUGUGUUUCCACAUUUGGACUCAUUUAAAUUCUCAGUUUUCAACAGAAAAUCUUCCACUCUUCAUUGUUUUCUCCUCCUGCUGUGUGAGUCCGUGGGUGUUGCAAAGACCUCAGGCCAAGCUGAGAGUACUCAAAUCAGUUUUUUUUUAUAAACCUCAGCAGCAUGGACACUUGUUGUAGUGCAGAGAGAAAGCAAACUCCAUAAAUGCCAGAUGGCUCUGUGUACAAAUUCUGAACAAGUUCACACUUACCAGAAACUUCUGUAAUACUUAAUCAGAGGUUGAACAAACUACUUAUGUGGCAAUAAAUCAGUGUCUUGAGCUGUAUGCUACAAUUAUCGUAAACCUGCAUUAAAUAUCCAUGUUUCUGCCCAAAAGGGAUUUCUCUGCUAGUGUGACGCACCACUUCCUGACUCCACAGUGACAUAAAUAAGGGGAAGAUGAACAAUAAAACAGCAGGAUUAUCAGACUGUAAUAAAACAAUCAUUUUAAGUUGUCCUAUAGAAAUUUCUGUAACAGAUUAAUAUACACAUGUUUCAUCUACUCGGUAAAGCCAAAUGAAAGUGCAGUCAAUAAAUCCAUCAGUCCUACUCCUUGUGUUUUUAGAGGCGUCUCGUGUUCUGCAUUUAAUCAGAUUAGCUGGUGUUUCACUGAAUGAUCGUCUUGUAGUGCAUCAGUCAUCGCGGUAUCUCUGUGAUAUUGUUUAGCCAAGUAUCUUAUUGUAAGUCAUGGUAAUUCCCUCCCCGAUUAUUGAUUUUAGCAAAUUGUACUUUGGUUCUGAAAUGUAACUGUUGUGUUGUUCGGACAUUAGGAAGUUCAUAUUAAAUGAGGUAAUUGGUGUCGGUCGUACUCUUGAUCCAUUGAUUUAAGUUAAUGCUUUUUUAGAUGGUUUUAAAAAAUGGCGAGACAGCACUGCAUGACAAAAGUGAUGGACAAUACAAAGACAGAAUCAAACUAGAACAAAAAUAUAGAUUUGAAGGUUUGGAGAUGACAUUUUGAUAGAUCAAAAAGAGAAAUAAAAAAGAAUCAAUAUAUUUCAGUGUAGUUAGAAUGAAAAUGUCAUUUCAUCUGAAGGUGCGAUAUCCAUCUGAAAAGUGAGAUUGUUGGGUUAAAGUACUUAAAUUCAAAAAGGGAAGAAGCUCUGAAUAGAGGGCAUCAGAGCUCAUGGGCCACUCAAGCCAAGGCCUCAGUGGCUGUAAGCAGCCUGAUUCUGAUUGAAGAAUCAAUAAGAGAUCUGCUGAGGGAUUAAAUAGUUGAAGAAGUCUGUGUUCAGAAUGUUUGUGAAGUUGAAGAUUGCUUAAGAUGUGCCUGAAUACGAGUUUUCCCAUCUUCUGCCCCUUUGCACAGAUCCUGCAUGGUUUUAAGGAACAGGUCGGGGAGGAGAACUGGCAGCAGUUCUCAGAGCAGUUCCCUCCACUGCUGAAGGAGAGACUGGCAGCCUGCUACGGCGUUUAGAAUCUCUACACCCACCCUAUAGGUAAUCCCGUGAAAAGACCUGUUUUGACUCAAAUCAAAGGAAAGAAAUGUUUUUAAGUUGACUUGUUUGUGUGCACCUCUAAGUUUUGCUCUUCCUCCUAGGUGAGCCAGCAGGAGGAGGGUGAAUGGGAAACUCAUCCAUCUGUGUAUUGCACUGCCCAGAUCUGGGGGGAGGGAGAGGGACGCUAUUGGCCGCUCCCCCUGACGGACGGCCCCCACACCCUAUGUGUUGUCCAUAGAGGGAGGGUGGGCGGGUGGGAGGGAGGGACAGAGGGACACCUCUAGAUUAACUAGGCAGGGACCCGACACAGAAAAAAACUAACUGGUAGGGACAGAGAGAAGGACAUGUAGGAGACACAGAGGGAUAGAGAAGUUGAGAAAGAAGGAAGCAGGGAAAGAGACCAGCACAGAGAAAGUUCAGGGAAAGAGAGGGAGGGAAUCAGUAAUAUGCAGGGAAAAAGAGCUACAGAAAGGUCUGUAAACUUUGCUUGAAAGACAGGGACAGUAAAGAUUUUAAUGGGAAUCUUAAACUUAGGAGUAAGUGAUAGCUUGACCGACAGAGACAAACCCACACACAGACUCACACAUAACCUUGCACAUGCAGAGCAUGCAGUACAUGAAUUUGACUGUGGGUGGCACUAUCAUUUUGACUUUUUGAGACCUACUACAUGUAGUUAGGGACAGACAGGCAGGUGUCUAAACUCUGUUAGUUUUCUGGGUGAUAUAUUUCUUUUCCGGGGAAUAGGAUUCAAUUUGAAUUACUUCAUCUGUAGUCACUGAAUUCUACUUAACUGUAUGAUAGUCCUGCUCUCUGCAUCUAUGUUUCCUAUGUUCAUUUUUGACCAGAGUGCUGCUUCACAGAGCUGUUCAUCCGCCAGACAUAUUCUCGUAACAUUUUCUAAACGAUCGUAAGAGAGACAAAAAAAAAAAAAUUAGAAAAAGAGCAAGUGUCUUUCCUCGUGGCUUCACAGAAACCAUUCCUGUAGGAAGAGAGGAUUAGGGCUAACACAUUUGUUUUCUCACCAGAGAAGAAGAACGUGUAGAACGAUAAUCACAUCCUUUAGUUGUGUCCUCUAAGUUGUGUGUGUCCGAGUGUGUGUGUCGGAGUGUAUGUGCUCGCGUGCAUGUGCAGUUUGUAAAUCCCUUCUUUGGCAUUCUAUGUUAAAAGUGCGUGAGUUAUGUAUUGUUUUGAAUAUGGUACCAAGCUAAAACUUGACUCCCACCGCAAUGUCCUUGGCACCCGUUAACUGUGACCAAGUGUUUGUAAUUUCGUUUGUAUGUGGUUGUGUAUGUGUGUGCAAGAGUGAGUUUGUGUGUGUUUGUCUUCAUUCGUACUGAUAUCCAUUUGAUGCCAUGUUGAUAUCUUAAGUAAAACAGUGAUUGGCGACAUCAUGGUGAUCUUUAUAAUGUUUUAGAGAUGGUCCAUAUUCUUUUUUUUUUUUUUUUUUUGCUGCUACUGAUAAUUUUCUGUUUCUAUAGUGGACUUAAAUUCGCACAAUUAACACAUAAAAACAAUUGAAUUAAUGCUAUUUUCAGUGACUGUUGAGUUGUUUUUGCACUUUUUAUUUUAUUUUACCUUUUUUCUUUUUGUAUGGACUUGUUAUUUUUUUUUUUUUAACCUCACCCGUAUUGAUAUGUCUUGACCCUAAUGUCAGUGUUUGUCAUACUGUGUUGCACUGUGAAAUUAAGUGUCUUUGACUGGCAGAUAUCCCAAUACAUAAUGGCAAAUAAAAACAACUUUGUGAAACUGGGACUAAUCCGCACUUUUACAAUGACUAACUUUGCCAUAUUGCUGAGGUGUGUUUGCGUGCUCGAGUGAGAUCCUGCAUGUGUGAGACCCUGCAUGAGUAAGAGCGCAUGAGUUCUCUAGCUUUUUUUACCUAUGAGCAUGUUUUAUAAUAGUUCAGUGGUGUUCAUUUGAUGCGUGCACAGUAGGGGUACAGAGUUUAAUUUAACGGUUUUGUAGCCUACCCCGGUCUACUUUCUGUGCAUGUUUUGUGUUGUUUUUAUUCAGUGUGGGGGAAUGCGUGUUUGCAGUGGCGUCUGAUGUAUUCAUGUAUUUCAGAGUAAUAUGAGUUCCCUUUACACACCAACACCACCUCAAUUUACAAUGAGGGCAAAGUAUAGUAAAAAAAAUUCAAACAGCUAGGACACUGCCAAAGAGCCAUCGUAAUUUAAAAUCGGACAAAUAUCAGAGAUGGGUGGCUAUUUCAGAAUUCUGCAGGCGCAACAUGACAGCAAAUGAGUACAGGUACCGAAGGGCUUUACAGGGAAUAAAACGAGACUUUGCCUGAAAAUCAAAUACUGGGACCUAUUUUAAAUAAAUAAUCUGCCAGUGUUUUCCAGCAUGCACACAUCUGGAUAAUAGACAAUGCACUUGAUUUGACCUAGACUGUGACCACUGAGAUAAUCAAAUCAAACUUCAAUCACCUCAAACACAAGACAAUCUGAACUCCAGUCAACUUGUUUUUCCACUCUCUUGGUUCAAAGCUUGUAUGAGAACAUUGUUAGAUGCUCGUUUCUUUUUCCGACUUGUGCAACUGUUGUUGUCUUUAGUUUCACAAACAGUAUUUUCUGUCUGAAGGAACAGUGUAUAUUUUUUGAGUGAUACUGUGGUAUCAAUUGCUUAUGAAUAGAAAUCAUUCAAAUAGGCAUAGAAAGCUGAUGGGAACAAAAGGAGAAAUGAUAGGAGAUUAGGAAGAUUCUUUUUUUCUAAAUUCUGUGAACGUAAUAAAGAGCAUGACAUUGUUCCAUGAUGUUGGCAGAGAGGCUUUGGUACCUUUUUCUGUGGCUCACUUUUGCUAGGCAUAUUAUGUUUUUAUACUAGUGGGGAAGGAAAUAAAAUGCUUUGUGUUCAUUGUAAGUUUAUUUGUUAAAAACAUCUUGAAAGUUCAGCUCAAUUGUGGAUUAAAUAAAUCAUGUUAUACAUAUCUCCUAAUGGCUGGAAAUGCUGCAGUACUAUGCUGGGGUCUUUUGUGUUAAAUAGAUGGAUGAGAGGUGAUAUCUGUGGCAGGUUUUAUUAUUCAUCACGAUUCAGAAUUCUGCUUUAUUACCUUCAGAAGAAUUUUGAACUGACAAAACUGGACAUGUGUCUUUAUGUGAAAGUAACUCCAACACGUCGUGCAAUGACACUGAGGCAGUAAAACUUAAAAUGCAAAAACUGGGGCCCUGCUGAAGCUCCACCCUCAAACACAAAGCCACCAGUUUGUAAACUAGAAGACCUUUUCUGGAUUUAGGCGGUGAACCUGACUGCAGUCCUUUCAUGUGACUUACAAGAGCUUGUUGUUGUGUAGGUGACAUGCAAUCAUUUCCAUCAGUACAGCCAGAUUAAACCAACUGGCUUAAAUCAAAGAAUUAAAGUCUUGAAUUGCCAUCAUUCCUCUGUUUGUAUAUUUAGGACAAAUUGAAGUAACCCUGCUUGGCUUUGAAUAGCUUGUAGCACAUGAUAUAAUGAUAAACUAAACUGAAGUUGCAUACGCCUGGCCUCCAGCUCUGCAGAAGUCAUCUUUGAUUCAGAUUGUGUCCACCCUCUACAUGAAGCAUUUACUAUGGACAAUGUUUUAUAUGUCAAGAAAUCAGAUAAAUAAACUCCAAACAAAACCGUGAACUAAUUUCCUACACAAAGCUAGAACUGCUGCCAUCAUGUGGUAUUUGGUUGCUGUAAGUGGUUUCAAAAGACUCUUCGGCCGGUUCAGAAAUGAUUCUGUAUGUGCAGUAGUAAAACGGAAAAGAUUUAAUUCACCUUCAGUACGGGCUCUACAUCCAUAAAACAAAAAACAUGAUUGAAAAUGUCAAAUAUCUGCAGCAAAAACAACACCACUUGAUAUGAUUUAUAAAAAGAUAGCGGUUCGGUUUAAUGGUUUGAAAAUAAAUAUUGUGACAGGUUUUAUAAUUAGACUGACAUGGUAAUUGAUCAGAAGCCUCCUGAUUUAGAGUCCUGUGGGCAAAUUUUAUGUUUCACCACACCUGAUAUUCUCAUAACCUCCUUGGGAGCUCUUCUUAAACCCUUAAAAGCGAUGUGCUGUGAUUAGCUGGAGGCCUUCUCCAGUGCUUAUUGCAUAGAAGUGGAAACAGGUCGUGGAGGAGAAUUUUGAAUAGCUUUGUGAAGGUAAAAUCACAGCAGUCUGCAUUGAUGAGUAAGCCACUCUGUACUGCUUGUGGACCUGCUCAGGGACUCCGGAUGGAUUCUAGCUAAUCAGCUAAAUCCUCUGCACUGCGUCUCCUCUGAUUAUCUGAGAUUAAUGUAUGUUGUGCACAGUCCCCAACAAACCAGACAAAAUUAAACUCAACAUUUUGUGAUGACAGGGAUAAAUUGUGCUAUCUGACUUUUUUUAGAGAUGAUCAAGCAUUCAUGUUUAUCACACCACACCAGAACUUUCUCCUGAAAUUUCUGUCCCUGCCCAUUUACUGCAAGUUAUUGACUUACCUUAGGAAAGUUUAAAAGGUUCUUGGACAUCAAGCUGUCCUCAAACAUGGUUCAGCUUGGUACAGAUCUGCUGUGGUGCAAAUCGCUAGGUCUAUCAUGCUCCAUUGGCUAUGAGUUCGUUUCUAAUUUGUCUUAAGAGCUUUUUGUCUCAAAUCAUUUGUUCAGUCAAUGUCAUUGUCAAAGUACUACCAAAGUUACAAAGCUGAGUCAUCCCUGCCCAAUAUUCCCUAAACACUGUUCUCACACUCUGUUGUAUCAGAUUUCCACCUUGUAUUGUUUCAUAAAUAAUGUUGUAGACACAAAGAUACGAAGUUGAUAUAAGGUCAGUGAAGCUGCCGAGUAUCUUGGGUGAAUUGUAAACAUAGAGGCCCCUCAGGUCAGAGUCAAAGGUAAGUGUUGGAUUUAAAAUACUGGUCAACACACAAUUUAACAACGGUCCUUGAAUUUAAGGAGGAAUAUAUUCUCUGAUGGCUUUUGGUACUUAACACCAUAUAUGGAUAAAUGAGAUUAUGGCAUUUACACAUCUUGAAAUUUUAUUUCACGUUCUAAAAAGGUUCAAUCAAGCACAUUUGACAGAAAAGUCCUUAAAAAGCUACAAGAGGUCAGAGGAUCCAGCCAUCUCUGGUCCAACCAUUUAUCUUUUCAAAUAGUUUCUUUACAGGAAUCAAUCCUUCUCUGAAGA